Drosophila elegans is the source of this 3206-nucleotide messenger RNA. RefSeq names its product zinc finger protein 358. The transcript has 2 exons. The record is from RefSeq and is a predicted model, not a curated record. The coding region runs from base 413 to 2548 and encodes 711 amino acids. Lineage: Eukaryota; Metazoa; Arthropoda; Insecta; Diptera; Drosophilidae.
UAUUUUGUUGUAACCAUUGCGAGGACGCUUGUAAUUGCGAUUUUGCGAUGCGCUGCUUUCGCCCGACGCGCAGCUCCUGGCAGCCACAUUUAAUUGGCCCCAAAUCAGGGAUUAAAUCUGGCGAACAAAUAAACCAUUAGAUGCAAAAAGAACAACAAACAAAAACAGGAAACAGAAAACGGAAAACAGUAACAACUUUUUUUGUUUGGACGCGCAUUAAAAUGGAACGGAGUGGAAAUAGAAAUAUGUUAAGAGCCCUGAAAGAAACACAAAAGCACGGAACCUGAGCAACACACCAGUGAUAUAAUAGUAAUCUACAUAGGACACCUUCUCCUCCCCCCGGAACUCCUUAAAAUACGAAACAGAAUCCUCCAAUCUUCAAUUUCCAAUCUCACCCAAGCCUUUUGCCAAGAUGGCCGUGCAACUGAAGCAGAGCUACCACCACCACCACCUGCCCCUCACGAUCACCCCUAUCCUGCAUCAUUCGCAACAGCAGCAGGAGCCGCAACAGCAGUUGCAGCAGCACAUCCUGCAGCCGCCACAGCCACCGGAUCUCACCUUCCACUGCAUGUGCUGUGCCGAGUUCUUCGUUCAUCCACUGGCCCUCUACCAGCACAUGAACACACUGCACCCGAAUGAGCCCGCCCACGGACAGCCGGAGCCGGAGAGUGCCGCCGAGGAGAACGAGGACUACAGCUGGAUCUUCGAGCCGGUGUGCGAGCUGGCCGAGGAUGGCAGCGACUCCUCGGAGGGCAGCGACUCCUCCGAGUCGGACAGCUCCUCCUCCUCGGACGACGACGACGACAAUGACGAUGAUGAUGACGACGACGACGACAGCAGCUCCAGUUCGAGUUCCAGCGGUUCGGAUUCCACGUCCGGCAGCACGGUGCCCAGUUCGAGUCACUCCAACAACCAGCAAAGCCAGCCAAUGCUUGGCCUGAUCCCAGGACCGGGUCCGCAUGAGUAUCAGCUGCAAAUGGCCGAUCCCCGGGAGUCCACCUCGAUAUUCAUGGUUCAACCGGCUGUCAGUGUGACACCCGUGCCGCAGUUUGCACCGCCGGCAGCCACGACCACGCUGGGAUUCGCCCUGGACUCCGCGACGCCCAUCAAGCGGCGGCGGGGCAGACGCAGCAAUGUGCCGGCACCGACGAUGGAUGCCGCGGUGAAUGGCCACCAGAAGUGCUUCCAGUGCACGCACUGCGAGGCCAGUUUCCCCAAUGCCGGCGACCUGUCCAAGCACGUGCGCUCGCACAUCGCCAACAAGCCGUUCCAGUGCUCCAUCUGCCAGAAGACCUUCACGCACAUCGGCAGCCUGAACACGCACAUCCGCAUCCACAGCGGCGAGCGGCCGUACAAGUGUGAGCUCUGCCCGAAGGCCUUCACGCAGUCGAGCAGCCUGAUGGUGCACAUGCGAUCCCAUUCGGUACGCAAGCCGCACCAGUGCCUGGAAUGCGACAAGGGCUUCAUCAACUACAGCUCGCUGCUGCUGCAUCAGAAGACGCACGCGGCGCCCACCGAGACGUUUGUGUGUCCGGAGUGCGAGCGGGAGUUCAAGGCGGAGCCGCUGCUGGACGAGCACAUGCGGAUGCAUCUCUGCCUGCUGGUCUAUCAGUGCGCCAUCUGUCGCGAGGCCUUCCGCGCCAGCUCGGAAUUGGUGCAGCACAUGAAGAACCACAUGGGCGAGAAGCCAUUCACCUGCUCGCUGUGCGAUCGCUCCUUCACGCAGUCGGGCAGCCUCAACAUCCACAUGCGCAUCCACACCGGCGAGAAGCCGUUCCAGUGCAAGCUCUGCGACAAGUGCUUCACCCAGGCCUCCAGCCUGAGUGUCCACAUGAAGAUCCAUGCCGGCGAGAAGCCCUUCACGUGCCCCAUCUGCGGCAAAUCCUACAGCCAGCAGGCGUACCUUAACAAGCACAUCCAGGCGCAUCAGGUGGCUGCCUCCGCCGCCGUCGCCGUCUCGUCAUCCUCCUCCUCUUCGGGAAUGCUGAUCGCCAAGCAGCCGCACGAGACGCUGGUCUGCAUCGUCUGCGGAUCGCUGCACGCGGACGCCACUGCGCUGGCCAACCACGUGACCAGUCAGCAUGCUGCGCUCCUGGACACAAUGAAGCAGUCGGGCGGCUCUCUGCCGGAGGGCAAGUGCAGCCUGGAGGAGCAGCAGGCCUACAUGCAGCGCGUCCAGUCCGUCUUGCAGCAGAUGAACCACCAGCAACAGCAGCAGCAAAUGCUGAUCCCGCAGCAGCCGAAGCUGCCGCUGGCAAUGGAUUCCACCGGCGAGGAUGAAGAGGAGCCGGAGGAUCCGCCGGAUGAAGAGGACGAGGAAGAAGAAGAAGAAGACGUGCCGCCAGAGGUGAAGGCCGAAAUGGAGGAGGCAGACGAACCACUGACCCACCAGAGCUAUCCGAUUCUGGGUCUGCAGGAGGAGCAGAUGCUAUUGGAUUCGAAUAUGUAUUACGAGGAUUUCGCCGACAUGGACGUCGGCUGCCAGGAGGAGGUGUUCGGCGACUAUGUCCUGAACGAGGAGGAGGUCUACACCGAGGCGCUCAUCUAGACCUAAGCACCACCUACGAUUGGCCAUAGUUUAUGUGAGCCGUUCAUAUUUACACUGAACAGGCAGCUCAGCAAAACUAUUUUACUUUGCCCGAUCUUACAAUAUAUUUAUUUUAUAUCGCUCUUGUUUGACAACUGAACAAGUCGUGCAAUUUAUACAUAGAACAUCAUUCGGAAAUGUUUCAAAACCCAUCUUAAAAGUUUAUGAAUGUCACAGUUUUACAAUGUACUUUUCCCAGACAUCAUGAAGUUUCGUAUUGUAAAAAUAUCCUUGAAAACCUGGCUCCAAUAUCCUUCAUACAAAGCUGAACAUUUACAAAUGUUAUCCAUCAGAUACCCUUUUUUUUUGCCUAAUCAUAAGAUCAAAAUGAUUUGGGGAGCAUUCCUAGUACAACUGGUUCCACAUUUUGUGCAACCAGAACUAAAUUCCAGUUUUGUCUCUCAUGCAACACAAAUCAUCAAAACAUGGACGUAUUGUAUUUGCACAUCAUCUUCUAAAGAUAUUACAUUUUGUUAGUAUUAAGGCCUACUUUAUGCUGCUCAUUUUACAUCCCAAAGGAUUUUCCCUUUCCCACAUUGGAACUGCAAUGGUUCCAAGUAUUCCACGUCGCGUAUUUCCCUAAAUCGCCUGAAGAGAUUACAUUAAUCGUUAUACUUAA